AUGUCGGGUCGUAAAAGUGGAAAAGAUGGGAAAAGUGGUUCUAAAGGUGCGCGAUCGAAGGAAAAGGAAUCGGAAGCAAUUGAUAUUGGUGGUGGCGAUAAUGUCGUAGUGGUGGUCACGGAAGAAGAACAGGAUCCAAAGGACCUUUUUCGGAAGGAUCGCGGUGUAGAACAAAACUGUACGUUCUGCCAGGAGAAGGAUAGUGAUGAAAUGGUUCAGUGCGACAAGUGUGACAGGUGGAUCCAUUUUGCGUGCGUUGGUGUUACGGAAGAAAUAGCGGAUAAGAGCUGGAGUUGUCCCAAAUGUGUUACUACAACCGGGUUCCAGCAACCAUCGCCCUCUGCCGUAAACCAUCUAUUCUCCAACUACAGCUUCAACGGCUCGAGGAUGGACAGAAAAUACGAACUUCUGGAGCAGAUGCACAGCCAAACCGGGUCAGAGUGCAGCAGAUCACAAGACCGAAUUAGACAGUGGGUUCACGAUACAAACAAUGUUCCAGCCGAAGAUGCACUAGAUCCCAGGGCUACCGAAGUCUUCGACCCACAGAGACAUUCGACUCAGAACUACUCUGGACAAGCUCAAGUUGGUUCACCUCCACCGGCGAAUCUGAAUCGCCACAGAAACGAUAGAACAUACGUAGGACCAGACGAGCGUUGCGGUCCUCACCGCGAACAACCUUUUCGACCGCCUUUGGCAAGCAGGGAUCUCGUAGAAGCUUUCGAACAACUCAGCCAUCAGCAAAGGAGGACGUUUCGAGAAACAGGUCUCCAUUCAGGCCUCCAGGAGGAAGAUUUCGAGCCGUGUUCGUUCUCUCGGCAGCAGCUGGCAGCUCGCCAAGGAAUCUCCAAAGAUUUGCCCAAGUUCUCCGGCAGGUUCGAGGAGUGGCCGGUCUUCAUGUCGAUGUUCAAUAGCACGACGAACAUGUGCGGCUUUACAAAUGAAGAAAAUCUCAUUCGGCUCCAGAAGUCCCUGGAAGGGAAAGCAUACGAAACGGCACAGAGUCUACUGAUGCAUCCGUCGAACGUUCCAGCGAUCAUGCGAACUUUGAAGAUGAGAUUUGGUCAGCCCGAAGCCGUUGUUCACUCCCUGAUUCAGAAGGUCAAUUCUCUACCGUCAGUUCAGGAGGAUCGACUAGAAACGUUAGUGGAGUUUGCAGUAAGCGUGCAAAACUUCUGCGCUACGGUAGAUGCGUACCAGCUAGAAGAUUACAUGUACAAUGUCUCCCUCUUACAUCAGCUGGUGAGCAAGCUUCCGGCAACGCUAAAGCUAGAUUGGGCCAGACAUCGACAGAACCUUCAGCGGGUCAACUUGGCGACCUUUGGGAACUGGGUGUACUCGUUGGCCGAAGCAGCUAGCACCGUCGUGAUCCCAGUCGAGUCGUACGAGUCCAAACCAUCCCGCAACGACGGCCGUGGAAAUAAGAAGUCCAAUGCAUACGUUAAUGCUCAUUCUGAGACGCACGCGGAACCCUACGAUCGAUCAAAGUUUGAAGACUCCGAUGCAGAUCCAAGGCAAAGCAACCAUGCGUUAGUCUCGAAGCGGCAGGUUCAUGUUACCGAUGGCUGUGUCGUAUGCAAAGGAGGAUGCAAACGAACUUCAACUUGCAAGCAGUUUUUGGAGCUUUCUCGUGAAUCCCGAUGGGCUAUCGUAAGAGAAUUUAGACUUUGCCGAAGCUGUCUACGCCGGCACAAAGGAGGAUGUGACGCCAAACCAUGUGGACGUAAUGGAUGUACUUACAAACACCACGAGCUGCUCCAUAACGACCAGAACUUCAAGCAAUCUGCAAACCAAACCACGCACAUUCCGCCUACGCCUCAAGUUCAAGCUCUCAGGCAAGAGGAAUCUUCUCCAGAGGUUACAACGCACGGCUGCAACACGCACCAAAUGAAAUCCAGUGCAGUACUAUUUCGAUAUUUACCCGUGAUCCUCAAAGGACCUCAAGGUUCAAUCCACACAUAUGCGUUCCUGGAUGAAGGCUCCCACUUAAGUUUGAUAGAUCAGGAACUGGCGGACGAACUCAAGCUAAACGGCACCAAUAUGCCGCUAUGCCUUCGUUGGACAGGAGGAACGCAACGUUGCGAAAAAGAUUCGCUAUCUGUUACCCUCGACAUCUCUGGGACUAGUGAAACAGCCAAGAAUUUCCAACUAGUUGGAGUGAGAACUGUGGAAGAGCUCAUGUUACCACAGCAAACACUGAACGUGGACGAGCUAAAACAUCGGUAUCCACAUCUUAAAGGACUUCCAAUCGACUCUUAUUACGAUGCUCGACCCAGAAUCCUCAUCGGAAUGAAACACGUACAGGUAAGCCUUGUGCUGAAGAGCAGGGAAGGAAGUAUCGGCGACCCGGUAGCAGUUAAAACGCGGCUAGGGUGGAUAGUUUGCGGUGGAGGAAAUGCGGAAGACGACGAGUCAGACAACUUGGUCCACUAUACCUUCCACGUGUGUUCAUGUGAGCGGAGAACAGAGGACGAGCUACAUCAGACCGUAAAAAAGCAUUUUGCUCUUGAUAGUCUCGGCAUCACGAAACCAGGAAAACUUCUGCUUUCCGCUGAAGACCAGCGGGCUCAAGAUCUUAUGAAGCAACUGACUACCUACGAUGGGGAGCGAUACACGACUGGACUACUGUGGCGUCACGAUAACAUUCGUUUGCCAGACAACUAUGCUAUGGCACUGAGAAGAUACCAAUGCUUACAAAAACGCCUGGCCAAAGAUCAAGAACUAGCUGGAAAGCUACAAGUGAUGAUCGCGGAAUACGUCUCCAAGGGGUAUGUCCGGCAGCUUUCAGAAAACGAACUCAGUCGGCGGAUUUCCAGAGUAUGGUACCUUCCGGUCUUUCCGGUAGUAAACCCAAACAAGCCGGGAAAAGUGAGGCUAGUCUGGGAUUGCGCUGCAUGCUCCUUUGGCGUUUCUUUGAAUUCUACCCUGCUGAAAGGCCCCGAUCAGCUUUGUUCGCUGUUGACGAUCUUGUUGCAGUUUCGAGAAAACAGAGUGGGCCUUACCGGGGACAUACGAGAAAUGUUCCACCAGGUGCGCAUUAACGAAGAGGAUCAACAGUGUCAACGUUUCUUAUGGCCAAAUGAAAAAGGAGAAGUCGUGACCUAUGUAAUGCAGGUCAUGACUUUUGGGGCUUGCUGUUCGCCUAGCUGUGCGCAGUAUGUAAAAAACAGCAAUGCAGAGCGACAUGCAGCAAAAUUUCCGAAAGCUACAGAAGUUAUUCAGAAGAAGCACUACGUAGACGAUAUGCUCGUAAGCCUAGAAUCUGAAGAUGAAGCCGUUCGAAUAGCGGAAGAGGUGAAAUUUGUCCAUCAACAAGGAGGAUUUGAAAUUCGGAAUUGGAUUAGCAAUUCACCAGCAGUCCUUAGGGCCCUAAACGAAAAAGGGAUGGACGAAAAAGACCUGGACUUGUCACCUGAAAUAAGCACCGAAAAAGUCCUAGGCAUGUGGUGGUGCACUGCAACAGACACUUUCACGUACAAGGUUGGAUGGAACCGCUACGACAGUGCUCUUUUGAAAGGUCAAAGACGGCCUACGAAACGAGAGGUUCUGCGCGUACUGAUGUCUAUAUUCGACCCUCUAGGACUGAUAGCUCAUUUCCUCAUGUUCCUGAAGAUGUUGUUACAGGAAGUGUGGCGCUCUGGCGUGCAAUGGGACGAGGAGAUAACCGACAGUGCAUUCGCAAAGUGGCAACAGUGGCUGGAAGUACUACCUCAAGUAGAAAACGUUCGAGUGCCGAGAUGCUAUAGACUACUAUCGCACAACUCUGAUGUGGAAGCUGAACUCCAUACAUUUGCUGAUGCUAGUGAAUGUGGUAUGUCCGCUUUUCUAAGAUUCAUCAGGCACGGCAUCAUCGAAUGCAGAGUCGUAGCCGCAAAAACAAGAGUUGCACCCUUGAAGUUUGUAUCCAUCCCUCGAUUGGAGCUACAGGCCGCAGUUGUAGGCUCUAGGUUGGCGUAUACGGUCGAGGAUUCCCUGUCCUUAACGAUAUCCAGAAAAUACUACUGGACUGACUCUCGCGAUGUGCUUUGUUGGCUAAAUUCAGACCAUCGGAGAUAUACACAGUUCGUUGCGUUCCGUGUUAGCGAAAUUUUGGAGACUACCGAAGCUAAUGAGUGGCGCUGGGUGCCAUCUAAGAUGAACGUUGCGGACGACGGAACAAAAUGGAGCUCUAGGCCAGAUCUUACACCUGACAGCAGAUGGUUUGUAGGCCCGGAUUUUCUACGGCGAAGCGAAAAAGACUGGCCAAAACAACCUAUGAAGAACCGGUCUACAGAAGAAGAACUCCGUCCUAGCUUACUCGCGAAUCACAUUUCCACCGAACCCGCUAUAAACCCAUGCAUGUUUUCCAGCUGGAAGCGUAUGCUUAACGUCACUGCCUUCGUCCUCCGAUUUCCUGCCAACUGUCGUCGGAAACUGCAGAGAACACCGUCUGUAACCGGAUCUCCAACUGCGGAAGAACUGAGCUCUGCUGAAGCAUAUCUGUUUCGUUCAGCCCAACGUGACAGUUAUCCAGAGGAAAUGGCCCAUUUAGAGAAGUCACUGCAGAAUCCCGAUACUCCGAAGACGGUUCCAAAGCAAAGCAGGCUGUACCAGCUCACACCUUGGAUGGACGGAAAUGGACUCAUGAGAAUGCGAACAAGGAUUGCAGCUUGUGAUUACGCAACCGAAGACGCUAAGAACCCGAUAAUCCUACCUCGCGACCAUCCCACCACCAACUUGAUAAUCACGCGCUACCAUCAACAAUUCCACCACCAAAAUCAUGAAGCGGUGGUGAAUGAACUUCGGCAGAAAUUCAAAAUUCCACAUAUUCGUGCUGCUUACGCCAAAGCUAGGAAAAACUGCCAAAGAUGCAAGAUUGACAAUUGCAGCCCACGUCCACCGAUUAUGGCUGACCUUCCACCGGCGCGGCUUGCAGCGUACUCACCACCAUUCACGCAUACAGGUAUCGAUUUCUUCGGACCAUACGAAGUUGCAGUUGGAAGGCGCACUGAAAAACGAUGGGGAAUGCUGGCAACCUGUCUAACGAUUCGAGCUAUACAUAUCGAAGUGGUACACUCUCUAAGCACCGACUCCUGCAUAAUGGCGAUACGCAACUUUAUCUCACGUCGUGGUACGCCCAGCGUUAUCUACAGCGAUAGGGGAACCAACUUUAUUGGAGCAUCUCGUCAGAUAAAGGAAGCGGCUGCUGCUGUGAACGUGGACGAAGUCAUGAAGGAGUUCAUCACUGUAGACACAGCCUGGUCCUUCAACCCUCCUCUCGCGCCACAUAUGGGAGGCAGCUGGGAGCGACUGAUAGGCAGUGUAAAACGAAACGUUCAAACGAUCAACCCUCCACGAAACCCAACGGAUGAAGUAUUGCGCAAUCUUCUGACCGAAAUAGAGAAUAUCAUUAACUCCAGACCACUGACCCAUGUCCCAGUUGAUGACGACUGUGCUCCUGCUUUAACUCCGAACCAUUUUCUCCUUGGUUCCUCAAACGGAAUCAAGCCAUUUUCCACUUUUGAUGACACCAGCGCUGCUCUCCGUCAAAAUAUACUUGCCUCACAGAUACUGGCCAACAGGUUCUGGAAGCGCUGGCUAAGUGAUUACCUGCCGGAAAUCACCAAACGGUCCAAGUGGUUCAACAAAACCGACCCAGUAACCGUAGGUGACUUGGUAGUGAUAACCGAUCCCAAGUUAACCCGUAACUGCUGGCCUAAAGGGAAAGUCAUCGAAGUACAUCCAGGCAGAGAUGGGGAAGUCCGAUCGGCUACUGUACGAACAUCAACCGGCGUGUAUGUUCGGGCGGUCACAAAACUGGCAGUACUGGACGUAAGGCGCGAAGGAAGUAAGCCAGUCUAAACGCUGACGUACCCGGGGGGAGUGUGAACUGCCCUAUUGGACAGCGCGCCCAUUGUGUUUGCGACCAGUAGUAGCCCUGCCUGCGCAUCUCUGGCUGCACUGACCUGGAGUGACAGAGCUACCGCCUGUCACAAACGUGAGUAGAGGAGAUGAAAAAAGUGCAUACGUCAGACACAUUAUCACGUUUAAUUCUACUAUUUACUAUCUAAAAUUAGUGGUUUUUUCUCGAAUCUAAAAGCUGAAAUUCAAACUUAGUGCUAGCCUAAACAGUGCUUAAAAUUAUAGUGUAAACCUUCCAUAAACAGUGUCCGUAACCUAUCUUUGCUCAAACCUUAAAUCGAUACCGCUACCAAAACCCCUAUAACAUCUCCAGAUUUCCAAGACCCGCCGGACUUACAUUAGGGAAAAUAAACGUAAGUUGUUACAUACCUAGUUAAGCGAUAAGAUCUGACCCUUUUAUGUAAUCCUGCUAUAAUCAUACUCUAAACUAUAAUGCAAACAUCAUUGUAACCGUAAACCUAUAAUUGUACCCCAUUUCAUGCAGGAAUUUAUUAAUCUCCCAAAUAAAGAGCCUUGAAUUGCAAAUAGCUCUGGAGAUUAAUUAUACGGAAGAAUCCCCCUUUCAGUCUGUGUGACCGUUGUCGGAACGAACUU
This is a messenger RNA of Aedes albopictus (Asian tiger mosquito), 6492 nucleotides long. RefSeq lists its product as uncharacterized. The record is from RefSeq and is a predicted model, not a curated record. Gene Ontology annotation, biological process: DNA integration. Gene Ontology annotation, molecular function: nucleic acid binding. Bases 1 to 5838 code for a protein of 1945 amino acids. Lineage: Eukaryota; Metazoa; Arthropoda; Insecta; Diptera; Culicidae. The transcript has 4 exons.